AUGUUAUUAUUUAUUUACAAUAUUUAAACGUUCACAGUUGAACAUCAGUAACAUCGAAACACAAAUCUUUUUAAACUCGAUCUGUUUAAUAUCCAACAGUUAUUGACUACUUUUAUCAGUUUUUAUAUCAUUCCCCGUCUGUGAGUAGCUAAAAUGCCGCAAGGACGACGAAAAAUGCCGUUUAGCGGCAAAGCAAAAAAAGAGCAAAUGAAGGCCCGAAAAGAGAAAAGGAUGGUCGGGGGGCGCAAAGUACCGUUUCUGCAAAGGGCGGGGGGCGACAGCGACGCCGAAGAGUCCGCCGGCUCCUCCAUUCAGAAGCUAAAUUAUCAGCCGAUUAAAGGCAGAGGUUCCAGACCUAACCGUUAUGCACUCCAAUUUUUUAAGGAGUCCAAUGAGGAGAUCAAGCUGAAAAAGGAACAGGCUAGACAUAGUUUGAAACCAGUGAAAGAAACGGACCUGGAGAUCGAUGGAAGUGAUUUUUUUGAAGAAAAACUUGAGUUCCCCAAGAGACCUCCGUGGAACUUUAAUUUAACUAAAGAAGAACUAGAUGGCCAAGAAAACCGAUACUUUCAUGAAUACCUAAAAAACAUUGAGGAUAAUUAUGAUGUGAAACAGUUAAGCUACUUUGAACUAAAUUUAGAAACCUGGAGGCAACUGUGGAGGGUAUUAGAAAUGUCUGACAUAAUCCUCUUUAUAGUUGACAUUCGUUAUGCGGGAGCAAUGUUUCCCCCUUCAUUAUACAAAUAUGUCACACAAGACCUUGGGAAAGAUUUUAUAUUGUUAUUAAAUAAAAUUGAUUUGGCCCCAGCGCCCUUAGUAGUUGCAUGGAAACAUUACUUUGAGGAAAAGUAUCCACUAUUAAAAAUAUGUAUGUUCACCAGCCUACCGGGGUAUAACUUGAUAGGGCAAAAGUUGGACAAAGGAGGAUUACAAGUGAGGCGCCGUAAGGGAAGAAUCCGUAUGGCUGCUGAAGGAACACAAAAACUGGUAGAAGCAUGUGACUGUUUGGUGGGUGAUAAGGUAGAUCUCACUUCUUGGAAAAAUAAAAUUAAAGAAGAGAUUCAGGAAUGUUUUGCAGAUGAAGCUGUAGAAAUAAAAGAGUUGCUACACACAAAAAAUGAGACAGAGUAUUACCACUAUGAAAAAUAUCAGGGUGGAGUUUUGACCAUUGGUUGCAUAGGGCAGCCAAAUGUGGGCAAGUCCUCUUUAAUGAAUGCCAUCAUGGGUAAGAAAGUGGUCAGUGUUUCCAAGACUCCUGGACACACCAAACAUUUCCAAACCAUCUUUCUAACAAAUAAUGUGAGGUUAUGUGACUGUCCAGGCUUAGUGUUUCCUUCUAAAGUUCCAAAACCUUUACAAGUUCUUAUGGGAAGUUUUCCCAUAGCCCAACUAAGAGAACCGUACACCACCAUUAGAUAUUUGGCUGAACGACUGGACAUGCCUAUGCUACUAAGGAUCCAACAUCCCGACAAUGACGAAACAUGGUCUGCCAUGGAUAUUUGUGACGGUUGGGCUAAGAAAAGGGGCUAUUUAACAGCCAAAGCUGCCAGGUUGGAUUCUUACAGGGCAGCCAACAGUUUACUUAGAAUGGCUCUGGAUGGAAAGAUUUGCUUGUGUUUAAGACCACCCGGAUACACUAAGGAGAAAACAUUCUGGCUGCACCAUCCAGAUAUUGAAACAGUAAAGUGGAUCCAGGCUUUAACGGAUGGAGAUGAGGAGGCACACUUAGAAGAAGCUUUAGGGUUUGAUAGUGAUCAUUCGUCCAAUGACGAGGGUGUCGAUGAGGAGGCACAUGAUGGAGAAGAAGGUUCCAAUGAAGAUUCCAUCGCUAAUGAUGAUGAUGGUGAGGAUAGUGUCGAUGAUAUGGCAGUAGUUGCCAACAAGUUUGCUGCUUUAGGUGACUGUAACUAAUUUAUUAUUUUUUUGAGUAGGUACGUAUGUUGCUUAUGCAGAGGCCUUAAUAAAUGUUUUUUUGAGAA
Molecule: messenger RNA, 1979 nt
Organism: Anthonomus grandis grandis
Lineage: Eukaryota; Metazoa; Arthropoda; Insecta; Coleoptera; Curculionidae
Product: guanine nucleotide-binding protein-like 1
Exons: 1
Coding region: 154-1911 (585 amino acids)
Molecular function (GO): GTPase activity; GTP binding
Source: RefSeq, a predicted model, not a curated record